Messenger RNA from Gasterosteus aculeatus aculeatus (three-spined stickleback), 2417 nucleotides. RefSeq names its product FAM20A golgi associated secretory pathway pseudokinase (gene fam20a). Gene Ontology annotation, molecular function: protein serine/threonine kinase activator activity. The record is from RefSeq and is a predicted model, not a curated record. Lineage: Eukaryota; Metazoa; Chordata; Actinopteri; Perciformes; Gasterosteidae. Gene Ontology annotation, biological process: enamel mineralization. Gene Ontology annotation, cellular component: Golgi apparatus.
GCUCGCUGCCUAGGGAGGAGGAGGAGGAGGAGGAGGAGGAGGAGGAGGAGGAGAGGAGGAGGAGGAGAGGAGGAGGAGGAGAAGUGAGGCUGGAAGGAAAACACUCGGAUCGAGACGAGAAAGAGACAGACUUGGAUGUACCUCUGAGAGACCCACGUAGUUCUUUGGCUUUCUCUUUUUAUUUUUCGGCGUCUUGUGUUCGAGCGAUGAGGAGAGACCGUCUCUUCUUGGCCGUGACCCUCACCGCCGUCCUCUCCGCCGACCUCUACCUCGUCCUCCUGCCCAAGCUGCGAGGCCUGGGGCGAGGGUCGGGACCCUUUUGCCCGUGCGGCCCCGUCAACCUCACCCUCCCCAGGCACGGGGGUCUCGCCACGCCGCGGCUCUACAACUGGUCUUCCGUGGCGCCCGGGGGCGGCGCGCCGCCUGAACCCGCCGACCGGGGCUCGAAGCUGGGCCGGCUGUUCGACCACCCGCUGUACAACAUCCAGAGCCCGGCGCCGGGGCCGCAGGAGACGCUGCUGCAGGAGGAGGACCUCGUGCAGCACUACAGGAAGAAGGUGUCUCACUGGGAAAGACGCAUAAAACUCUACAGCAAGGCAGCGGCCAUCUCCAACAUCACUGUGACUGAACAUGAGGUGACCUUUGACCCCGGCGCCAGCUGGCUGAAGUUCCACCUGGGGAUAAACCGAUACGCCCUGUACUCCCGCGAGGACGCGGCCGUCCCGCAACUCCUCGAGGACAUGCAGGGCAUGACCGUCAUCAGCGCAGAUUACACCCAAGAUGAGAAGGCCCUCAAAGGAGCGUGCGACUGCACCCAAGUUGUGAAGCCGAGCGGACAUCACCUGAAACUCGCCCUGAAGAUGCGAAACUACGCUAAAGCCAUGUUCAAACCAAUGAGGCAGCAGAGGGACACGGAGACACCAGAAGACGUCUUCUACUUUGUGGAUUUCCAGAGACACAAUGCAGAGAUCGCCGCCUUUCACCUGGACAGGAUCCUUGACUUCCGGAGGGUCCCGCCGGUGGCCGGCAGGCUGGUGAACAUCACGGGGGAAGUCUUUCAAGUGGCUCACAACGAAGAACUGAGAGCCGUCUUCUUCACCUCGCCAGCCAACAACUCGUGCUUCUUCGCCAAGUGCCUGUACGUCUGUAAGACCGAAUACGCGGUGUGUGGAGGGCCAGACCUGCUGGAGGGCUCCCUGUCCGCCUACCUGCCCAGCCUCAGCAUCGCUCCCCGCAUCUCCAUCCCCAACCCCUGGAUACGCUCCUACACCUUCACGGGCCGAGAGGAGUGGGAAGUGAACCCCUUCUACUGUGACAACAUAAAGAAGAUGUAUCCCUACAACUCGGGCGACCGUCUCCUGAACAUCAUAGACAUGUCCAUCUUUGACUUCCUCACAAGCAAUAUGGACAGGCACCACUACGAGAUUUUUACCAAAUUUGGGGACGAGGGGUUUCUUCUCCACUUGGACAACGCCAGAGGGUUUGGGAAGCACUCUCUAGAUGAGAUGUCCAUCCUGGCUCCUCUAUCUCAGUGCUGCAUGAUAAAGCGCUCCACGCUGCUGCGCCUCCGGCUUCUGGCCCGACCCGAGUUCAGGCUGAGCGACGUGAUGAGGGAGUCGCUGGAGGGGGACUCCCUACGGCCCAUCCUGACGGAGCCCCACCUCUCAGCGCUGGACCGCAGGCUACAGAAGGUCCUUCGGACGGUGCAGCGCUGCGUCCGGAGGCUGGGAGAGGACGAGGUCAUCCUCAAGGACUUUGCGGAAUCCACGAGGAGCCCCGCGAGCGCCGCAGAGAGUCAGGUCAGGUAGCACAGGAGGAAAGGGGGGAGGGGGGGGGGGGCUCCUCUUCGCAGAUGCUCGUGGAACCUCGGGAGGCUUCACAACGGAGGGAGCGAGCAGAGCUCAGGUGGUUUUAAGGAAAACACUGUGGAAUCCUCAAAGAAGGAAGCAAUGGAGGUUCAGGACUUUUUACAGUUUCCUAGAAGAGAGGCAGGCGGAUCUUUUAGUUCCUUCUCUCAGGGUCAUAAAGUCCAUGACAGCUUUUCGCGUCGGUUUGGAGUUUAGACCUUUCAGGGGACACUUGGAGAUGUACAGUGAAGCAGAAGGCGCUCGCUCACUGACAUACAGAUGAAAAGCAGCAUGGAUUUCAUGUUUAUAACACGGAUCAGUUGGUAAAUUACUGCUGAGGAAUAUUGUGAUCACUGAAAAAAAAGACUUGUGUAUCCAUGUGGUGUAAUAAUUAUAAAAUAAAGUUAUUUUGGCGAGAAGACAAUCACCUGCAAAUAAUAAAUAUAAAGUGUACUUGUGUUGAAACUGCCAUUUAGUUUCCUCCGCCUCUUUUUCCAGACGUGUAAUCUUUGUCUCAUUAAGUGUUUAAAGAGCUUAAACUGUUGAGACAUAAAAGCAACUGAGAAACAA